Molecule: messenger RNA, 552 nt
Organism: Aspergillus uvarum CBS 121591
Lineage: Eukaryota; Fungi; Ascomycota; Eurotiomycetes; Eurotiales; Aspergillaceae
Exons: 9
Coding region: 1-552 (183 amino acids)
Source: RefSeq, a predicted model, not a curated record
AUGGAUCCAGCAUUGACAGAAACGUGGCAGGCAGGCUGGUCUGAAACGGAGCCAGUCUGUGUUGCAGAGCAGGAGAUUGAUAGUCGAGAUGGGGAGCAGAAGAGAGUCUCGCUAAUGAACUCGAUGUAUGACUGGGUAGAACAACGAUGUGUUGGCUACAGUAGAAGUCGAGCGGAUAGCAAAGCAGAGCUUGAUGAGGGUGACGCGAGUGGAGAGAAACUAGUCAGGUGUGUGGACACUGGUGGUAACAGUGGGAAGUAUGAAGUCUGCCGGACUGGAAGUAGGCAGGUGGGCGAAAGGAAGAAGGGAGAAGAGGGUGAAAAAGAAAGGGAGUCGACGGUUCAAAGCAAACAGGAGGAGAAUAGAAACACACACCUGGGCUGCGAGGUAAAUAGAAGAGUGCACCAGCUUACAAUUGGAUUGCAAUACGUCUCAUGGGAACUGUACAGUACGUUUUGCACUGUCUCUACCCGACAAGAUGCUCAGCGUCUUCCGCGCUAUCAUCGGAAUCGAUGCUUGGUAAUCUUAACACCCUUGUCAACAAUGGCCUGA